Molecule: messenger RNA, 1977 nt
Organism: Clarias gariepinus (North African catfish)
Lineage: Eukaryota; Metazoa; Chordata; Actinopteri; Siluriformes; Clariidae
Gene: dnase2
Product: deoxyribonuclease II, lysosomal
Exons: 7
Coding region: 202-1329 (375 amino acids)
Biological process (GO): carbohydrate metabolic process; apoptotic DNA fragmentation
Molecular function (GO): aldehyde-lyase activity; deoxyribonuclease II activity
Source: RefSeq, a predicted model, not a curated record
GUCUGGUGUUUCGCUGCGCGUUUAGACACGUUAGGAGGAACUCGUGAUUCCAGCGCAGCUGGCGAGAAAAUGAGGAUGUAACUGGAGUGUUUAGACGAGUUUCGUGUGAAGUUUCGAGCAGAAUCGGAGAACAGAAAUGCUAAAGUUAAUCUGAGUUCCUCUACAGUCAGUUUGCCGUGGCGUCUCAGUAAGCACAGCGUGAUGUUCGUGUUUCUCCUGCUAUUCCUGCUGCAGCCAGUAGAGGGCAGCAACACCACAAUCUCCUGCUUUGAUGACCAGGGGAAUGCAGUUGAUUGGUUCUACCUGUACAAACUGCCGCAUUCUCAUGAGCAGGCCCAAGAGGAGGGUCUGAAGUACCUGCUGUUACAGGAGCAGAGCGAGAGCUGGGUGGAAAGCGGAGGCCUGGUGAGCGACAUCACCGGGGCUCUGGGGCGGAGCCUCGGGCCGCUCUAUGAGGGUGGUGAACUGGGGUAUAUCCUGUACAACGAUCAGCCGCCGCAGCCGGGCCGUAGUACAGAUGGCGCUAACAGGAGCGGAGGACACACCAAAGGUGCGGUUUUGUUCGACAGCAAACAGGGCUUCUGGUUGGUCCACAGCACUCCUCAUUUCCCGCCUCCUAAAACCGAGGGCAAGUUCUCAUACCCGGAAACAGGCAUCCACAAUGGGCAGAACUUCAUCUGCGUCACCUAUCCUCUGGAGCGCUUCGACACCAUCGGUGAACAGUUGAAAAUAAAUCAGCCGCACGUCUACGACUGUGACAUUCCCGCGUCUCUGGCGUCCUCUGUUCCCGCCAUGGUUGAGCUCUGCAAACACCGACACCUACAGGAAAACUCAAGCCUUGCAGAUGGUUCCUUCUCGACACCCAAUCGCAGCAUCGCUCUGCUCUCACUGGCUGGAAACGAGUUCAUCAGCUUUGCAAAAGGAGCUUCCUUUGACAACGAGCUGUACCACGCCUGGGUGGCUCCCACGCUGCAGACGGACCUGGUGGUGCAGUUCUGGCGUCGCUCCACCGGAAUCCUCCAGUCUGACUGCACCCUCAACUGGAAGGUCCUGAACGUGCAUCAGCUCUCUCCAGGCGGCACGGUGACCUUCAAAGCCACAGAGGAUCACUCCAAAUGGGCGGCAAGUUUGGGAGGACGCGGGCGGAGGGGCGGGGCCUGGGUGUGCGUGGGGGAUAUAAACAGGAACGAGGCGGAGGAGAAGCGCGGGGGCGGGACCGUGUGCAGGCAGGAUGUCGCCGUGUGGAAGGCGUAUCGCGCGGCGGCGCUGCAGUGCGAAUCGUGUACAGGUGAAGUGGAAGACUGCGAGAAGGGGCGGCUUUAUCGCUGACGUGCAGGAGAGUGCACAAACGAACAACAAGAAAAAGGUUUAGGUGAAGAAAUUAGACUUUUUACAAGUAAUAUUUUUAUAAGAUAAAUUCUUUUAAAAUACAUGAAAGCUGAAUAUGCACUAUGAUUAGUGUAGGAAUAAAAAAAAAAAGCAAUAAUGUUCUUUUUUAAAUUUUUUAUUUUUUUUUACCUCAGAUUUCUGAAUCAGAUUUGUCUUCAUCACUCCUGUCUUUUCGUCUACUUCUCCGUCUCAUGUGUUUUCCUGAUUUUUAUUACCAUGGCUGCUCAGGGUGAAGCUGCUUGAGCUUCUUUAAACUUAUGUCUCGAGUAAGUCUUAAAGUCACUGUUAAAUUCGGUAGAUUAGAUUAGCACAAGAAAACUUUUGCACUGACCAGUACACUGGGGAACAACACAAGAAUGAUGCUGUACAGAAUAACGGUACGGAGUCGAGCUGGGUGAGAAUAUAUAUAAUAAUUAAAUAAUUUAAGGAUUUGGGAUUUUGAAACAAGUCGUUGUGGCUGAUCAUAUGCACUUUGCUUUUUAGUGAAGACACUGGAGCUUCAUAAUUGUUAUAAAAAAAAUUAAAGAAAUUCAAUGAACCCGAUGCUUUAAAAAAAUGUCCAUUAAAAUUUUCUUUUGUAAAAACGUC